Molecule: messenger RNA, 453 nt
Organism: Colletotrichum phormii
Lineage: Eukaryota; Fungi; Ascomycota; Sordariomycetes; Glomerellales; Glomerellaceae
Exons: 2
Coding region: 1-453 (150 amino acids)
Source: RefSeq, a predicted model, not a curated record
AUGGCACACGCACUCAUCCUCGGCGCCUCGGGCAUCUCAGGCUGGUCCCUCCUCAACCAAGCCAGGACAUACCCCACGCCCACGACCUUUGUCCGCAUCACCGGCACCACGAACCGGGCAUUGACCCUCGAGGAGGCGCGGCUGCCUACUGAUGACCCCCGUUUGGCGAUCGUAUCUGGGAUCGAUUUCACGAGGGGCGUGGACGAUGUCGCGGCGGUGAUGAGGGAGACGAUUCCUGACAAGGAGACUGUUUCUCACGUCUCUUACACGGAAAGGGUGGGUGGGUUUGUUCUGGCAUCUGAAUUUUCUAACAGCGUCGGGGGGAUGAUGCAACCUACACGAGCACCAACGGUCCCGCGGACCAAACCGCAGCAGCCAACAACACGGUCCCCCGCUUGGUCCAGUGGUCUCAAGGCCCGUGCCACUUGUGUAAGGCGCCCUGGAGUGCCCUGA